Racocetra persica is the source of this 302-nucleotide messenger RNA. Lineage: Eukaryota; Fungi; Glomeromycota; Glomeromycetes; Diversisporales; Gigasporaceae. The record is from the annotation of a GenBank genome assembly.
UGGAGACUGAGCAUAAGAACAAGAUAAAGAAAGCUCGUGCCCAUGGUAUCACUCCAUCUCCUAAACGUAAAAAUGUUAUCCCUCCAACUUCAAGAUUUAAGAAAACUACAGUUCAAUUAUCAGUAACGAAUUCUGAUAUAGCAGAAACCAAUGACGAAAUUGUUACUUUAUCAGUAGCGUCUAAUGAAAAUGAUUCACCAAGACACAAUAGUAUUACCACUACUAAUUUCGAUGAUUCUGAAUCACCUACCAUUACCCCUCAUACAACUAAAUCCUCAAGACCUUCAAAAAUUCCAAUCUGA